AUUGCAUGCAUGUGGCCUCUGAGCCAGGUGAUUACAUUUUCAAGAAGUCAGCAUCAUCGCCAGCAGCGAAUCCUUUGGCUGCUCUCGAUUUCAACAGAAAUGCGGAGCUGCUCGACCUGGAGGCACUUGGCGGGGAUGAGUUGGAGGCAGCUGCUAUCGCUGCAGCCGCCGCUGCUGCUGCUGCCGCUGCCUCGGCUGUUACCGCCGACAGCGUCUGUGGUCUCUAUGUGAUUGGCGAACCCGACACGAUUGUGGAAAUCACCAUGAAGCAUUACGAUGUCAACUGUGAGUCGGGUGGCUUAAUGGCGUUUGUCGAUGGCUGGGAACUAAAUGGUGAAUACUUUCCGGCUGUCAAGGAUCAUCAUCGAGUGCUGGAAGAACGUGUUUAUGAGUUCUGCAACAACAACAAGCAAUGGCCUCGGUUCAGCAAUAAGAAAUUCUUCCGUUCAAGCCAAAAUGCCGCCCUGCUGCAGUAUCGCAUACCAGGACGAGGCUCCUUUGUGGCCAACGUGCGCUUCCAUAAGAUUACCCAGC
Drosophila innubila is the source of this 534-nucleotide messenger RNA. RefSeq names its product corticotropin-releasing factor-binding protein-like. The transcript has 3 exons. Lineage: Eukaryota; Metazoa; Arthropoda; Insecta; Diptera; Drosophilidae. Gene Ontology annotation, biological process: negative regulation of corticotropin-releasing hormone receptor activity; negative regulation of corticotropin secretion; hormone-mediated signaling pathway. The record is from RefSeq and is a predicted model, not a curated record. Gene Ontology annotation, molecular function: corticotropin-releasing hormone binding. The annotation marks the transcript as partial.